Oldenlandia corymbosa var. corymbosa is the source of this 1467-nucleotide messenger RNA. The record is from the annotation of a GenBank genome assembly. NCBI's taxonomy places the organism in Eukaryota, Viridiplantae, Streptophyta, Magnoliopsida, Gentianales, Rubiaceae.
AUGGAUGAGAAACCAAAGGCGCCACUGCCACAUUUAGUCUUCUUUCCCCUGCCUUUCCAAGGCCCUGUGAACUCCAUGUUUAAGCUAGCUGAGCUCUUCUGCCUUGAAGGUUUUGGUGUCACCUUUGUAGUCACCGAAUGCAUCCACCGCCGACUUGUUACUUCCUCCAACAUUCAGUUCCUUCGCCAUAGUUACCCGAGUUUUCAUCUCAUGGCAUUAACCGAUGGUCUCCCCAAUGACCAUCCGCGUAAUGGAGACAGAUUCAUAGAGGUGUUUAACUCCCUGAAGAUCAAUACCAUGCCACUUUUGAAGGACUUGUUGAUUUCUGGAUCAUUUUGGCAGCCGGUGACGUGCAUUGUGGCCGAUGGAUUAAUGGGGUUUGCCUUUGAUGUUGCUAAAGAGACUGGGAUUCCAAUAUUUUAUGUCCGUACCAUUGGUCCUUGUACCCUUUGGACAUUCUUUUGCCUUCCCCACCUCUUGGACUCCGGUGAACUUCCCCCGCUGGAUACUACAAAUAUCAAUGCUGAUGACAUGGACAGGCCUGUAAGAGGAGUUCCUGGAACGGAAAGUUUUCUCCGGCGGCGUGAUCUGCCGAGAUUUAGUACUCUAGGAGAUACAGCUUACGAAUCCUUGCAGCUGCUUAUGAAAGAGGGAGAAGAAGUUCCGAAAGCCCAUGGCCUAAUACUUAACACCUUCGAAGAACUUGAUGGACCAUUACUGUCACUCUUGCGUGCAACCUGUCCGAAUACUUACGCAAUCGGGCCACUCCACGCACAUGUUAAGAACAAAAGAUCCAAGCAAACUGUGACAGAAUCAAAGUGUUCCAGUUCCAGCAACUUAUGGCCCGAAGACAGAAGCUGCCUGGGGUGGCUAGACCAGCAAGCGUCGAAAUCAGUGAUGUAUGUGAGCUUUGGAAGCAUUGCAAUCUUCUCCAGAGAGAAGCUCAUGGAAUUAUGGUACGGGUUGGUGAAUAGUGGUGUUCAAUUCUUGUGGGUGAUUAGGCCGGACUCCAUUAUCGGUGAGAACUGGGAGAAACAUAUUCCGGCGGAAUUAUUAGAGGGUACAAAACAGAGGGGCUUCAUUGUGGGGUGGGCGCCUCAGGAGGAGGUAAUAGGUCAUCCUGCGGUUGGAGGAUUCUUGACCCACAGCGGAUGGAACUCCACCUUGGAGAGUAUCUAUGCAGGGGUUCCCAUGUUGUGUUGGCCUUAUUUUCUGGAUCAGCAAUUAAACAGUAGGUUUGUGAGCGAGGCAUGGAAAGUAGGGUUGGAUAUGAAGGAUACUUGUGAUAGAUCCAUUGUUGAGGAAAUGGUGAGGGAUUUGAUGGAUGUGAGAAAGGAGGAAUUCUCUCGAAGGGCAGAAGAGUUAUCAGAAUUGGCGAGGAACUGUCUGAUUGAAGGAGGUUCAUCUUCCUCCAAUUUUCAGCGUUUGAUUAUGGAUAUUCGUCAAGGUGGCAGUCAUAGUUCUUGA